AUGUCUACUCAGUCGACCGAGAAGGGCCUGGACCCUGAGUUCCGCGCUCAACGUCUUCAUGGACGGGUUCGAAAGGCUGAUUCGAUCGCUCUCAAGAAGCUGCAGCAGACGGCAUGGUCAAUGCUGGAUGUCGACAAGCAGGAGAAGCUCAAAGUGGUCAUUCACGGUAUCCUCCAAGUCUCGCUGAGUGCUCGAGUUAACAGCCUGCAGCCCGGAGAGACGUACGAUUACAAUCCUAUGGUAAACGAAGCGAUCCGUAAAGCCUUCGAAGAGAAUAUUAAAAUAUUCACGUGGAAGGACAAGGAUGGCAACGAUGUUUCAGAGUCGUCGAUUGACGAGUUGAUGAACAUGAACGGCGUCUAA
Messenger RNA from Neoarthrinium moseri, 363 nucleotides. RefSeq lists its product as uncharacterized. The coding region runs from base 1 to 363 and encodes 120 amino acids. Lineage: Eukaryota; Fungi; Ascomycota; Sordariomycetes; Amphisphaeriales; Apiosporaceae. The record is from RefSeq and is a predicted model, not a curated record. The transcript has 2 exons.